Neospora caninum is the source of this 1146-nucleotide messenger RNA. Its product is annotated as srs domain-containing protein. The transcript has a single exon. Lineage: Eukaryota; Apicomplexa; Conoidasida; Eucoccidiorida; Sarcocystidae. Gene Ontology annotation, cellular component: membrane. The coding region runs from base 1 to 1146 and encodes 381 amino acids. The record is from RefSeq and is a predicted model, not a curated record.
AUGGGCAAAACUCUUCAGCGGCGUCGAGGGUCGAACCCGAUGGACCGCACGUGGAUGGCGGCGUGCAUGAGUGGAAUUUUGUUGUUUUGCAGCGGGGAGCUCGUUGCAGCUCAGCUGAGUGAAGGCAUUCAACACCGGCUUUUGCAAACUGGGUUCACGACUGUUGCGCCCACAUUCCAGGAUGCGGUCGCCACUUGCGAUCUAAUAGCCAAAGAAAAGGAUGCCGCCGCCGGGGCAGCUGCUGCCUCGCUGACGCUGUCACAAUCAAGUCUCACCGCUACGUUGGUAUGUAAGGCAGCAACGAUCACGAUGAUACCACAGAGCCUGGCAAAAGUGUGUGAUCCAAAGCAAUCCAAAGGCGGUACCCAAUGCCAGUUUGACGGCAGCGCUUCCGAUGGCAAAGAAGUCACGCUGAAGGAAUUGCUUGGUACAGACCGUACUGUUACGUGGACUCAGUCAAAGAAAAGAGUAGGCAAAACAGAAACGUGGACAUUGCAAUUGGAGGAUGCAGACCUUCCUUUGACUGACAAGAGCUUCCUUGUUGGGUGUCAAGACUCCACUUCCUCUCAGGGUAAGCAGGUGUGCAAGGUCACGGUGAAUGUCGAAGCAAGAGCUUCUUCUGUUGGGGAUACGAACGUCGUCACCUGUGCGUACGGCAAAAACAGCAACCCAGUGCCCCUGAAGGUUGAGAUGACAACAGAAAACAACACCCUCACUCUUCAGUGUGGUUCCGAGGGUAUUCUCCAUCCGACUAAAUAUAAAACUCGCUACUGCGACGCUCAGGAAGCAGACUUGAGGAAGUGCAACGAGAAGGAUUACACAGGUAUUCUUCCCAGCUUUGUGGAGAGCUGGUGGACAAAUGCAGACGAGGAGAGUUCCGCUACGCUGACAAUCCCAGAGACGGAGUUUCCGGAAUCAGACCAUCAAUUCCGUUUGAGUUGUGUUCCCAAGUCGACAAAUUCCGAGGGAUCUGAUCGUGAAGAGAAGGCUGGGGGAAACGACAGCUCACAGGCGGGUGCGACUACGUCGACUUGCAAUGUGGUUGUGACUGUGAAGUCAGGAAGCUCUGCGUCGUCAACUGGUCAAAUGGUAGCUACAGUCUCGGGUGCGGCCGCUUUGUUCGGGUUCCUCGCCUGGUCCGUGUAA